Molecule: messenger RNA, 855 nt
Organism: Penicillium pulvis
Lineage: Eukaryota; Fungi; Ascomycota; Eurotiomycetes; Eurotiales; Aspergillaceae
Exons: 4
Source: RefSeq, a predicted model, not a curated record
GCCAUAUAUGGUAUUGGCAUUGGAAAACCUAUCUGGGUUUUACCGCGUGACGAGCGACGGCGGAUUGCCUUGGUAAAUCCAUGCAACCUUGGAACCCUUGAAGUCACAUAUGCAGAUUGGGUUCUGCAAAAGUGUUGGCCGCCUGCCCAGGUUUUUAUCAAAGUGUCAAUUGUGCUAUUUCUCCGAAGGCUCCUGGAUUGCCUGGAGUAUUUCAGGCAGCUUGCAAUAGCCAUGAUUGUACUUGUGAUUAUAUGGGGAACGACGGCAAUCAUCGGAAAUACCUUUCAAUGCUGGCCAGUUCAAUAUUAUUGGAUCAAACAUAUGUCUGGCCACUGUAUGAAGGGCCAGGAUACAUUUUUCUUCGUUAUUGGAACCUUGUCGGUGUUAGGCAAUGUCCUUGUUCUCUGUCUUCCGUUACCGAUCAAGAUCGAAAUCACAUUAUUAUUUUCGAUCCGAUGCUUAGUCUGCGUCUUCAGCAUCUUUCGUCUAGUCGCCCUCAGACAUUUCCAGACCGAAGACUUGACAGGCUGGUUCACAUAUUAUCCGACAAAGUCAAUUGUUCACUCACAUGAUCCAUCAAUAGCUGACAGCGCCAUGACCCUGAUCUGGACAAUCUUGGAACUUGACAAUGCGAUCAUUUGUGGCUCAUUACUACUUAUGAAACCUUUGUUUCAAUUAUGGAUGGGGAACGCACGGAGCAAAAUCAGUCGAGUUAGCAGGGCUCAGUCUAAGUCUACCGAGGUUACUAUGGUUGAAGAGUCCCAUCAUGGCUCAGGACCGAGUCAAACAGGUGUUCGGAGUCCAUCCCUGUUCGUAGAAGACCAAGUGCAGGGCGCAGAUCAGCUGGACGUUUGA